Molecule: messenger RNA, 594 nt
Organism: Dermatophagoides farinae (American house dust mite)
Lineage: Eukaryota; Metazoa; Arthropoda; Arachnida; Sarcoptiformes; Pyroglyphidae
Gene: mRpL20
Product: mitochondrial ribosomal protein L20
Biological process (GO): translation
Cellular component (GO): ribosome
Molecular function (GO): rRNA binding; structural constituent of ribosome
Source: RefSeq, a predicted model, not a curated record
UCACGUGAUUUAAGUCACAUGUUUCUUGAUUUUUUGAAGAAUUUUGAUUAAUUUGAUUAUCUGUAUCACAAACUAAAAAAAUGGUCAAUUUAACUCAGAUUUGUUGUAAAUAUAUGCCAUUUUAUUUUCGAAGACCUGAAAAACGUAGUGUUUAUUUCCGUCGACAAGCUAUUUUCCGUCUGACCGGAAACUAUUAUGGCCGAACACGUAAUGUUUGGCGUGUUGCCAUACAUCGAUGGCUUAAAAAAAUGGUUUAUCUUCAAGAAUUUCGUCGACGACGAAAUACACAUAUGGACGAUCUAUACAAACAACGAUUAUUGGCUGCUGUUGAAGAGCAUGAUUUCAAAUCAGAAUAUUUCUUAUCCACAUUGACCAAAUGCGAUGUCGAAUUGGAUACGCGAAUACUUUCAUUAUUGGCCACUUAUGAACCACGUACUUUUAAGUCAUUGGUUGAUUUGACCAAAACUGUUUUCCACGAAAAUGCAACUACAGAAAUAAGUCGUCAUACAAAACCAUGCGAUGCCGUAAUUACACGUGGAAUGCUAAAAGAAAACAUUUGAAAUAUAUAUUAAAUUUAUUCUUUGUAUUAUAUAA